Morus notabilis is the source of this 6663-nucleotide messenger RNA. RefSeq names its product E3 ubiquitin-protein ligase listerin. Gene Ontology annotation, molecular function: ribosomal large subunit binding; ubiquitin protein ligase activity; zinc ion binding. The coding region runs from base 155 to 5851 and encodes 1898 amino acids. The record is from RefSeq and is a predicted model, not a curated record. Lineage: Eukaryota; Viridiplantae; Streptophyta; Magnoliopsida; Rosales; Moraceae. Gene Ontology annotation, biological process: ribosome-associated ubiquitin-dependent protein catabolic process; rescue of stalled cytosolic ribosome. The transcript has 16 exons. Gene Ontology annotation, cellular component: RQC complex; cytosol.
CUUCCCCGAUCACCACUUCAACUGACUCAAACGACGGCUUCGUAGCACAGAAAGAGAAAAAAAGGGGUUCCAAUUCUCAGACCAACCAUAAGCUCAUCUUCUCUCUCUCUAGCUCUACCUCCUUCUGAACCAGUAAACGGUGUCGUUUCUGAUAAUGGGCAGGCAGAAAGGAGAAGGAGCUAGGAGUAAGGCUCACCCUUCAAGCAGCAGUUUGGCGGCCGCGCUUUUGCCGUCGGGUUCUGCUGCGACGGUGGGAUUCGGCGGAUACGUCGGCAGCUCUCGUCUCGACUCUUCCCUCUCCGGCGACGAUACGGCGCCGUUUUUGGAGAUAGAUAGUGAAUUGGCUGUGCAUUUAAAGAGGCUUGCGAGGAAGGAUCCCACCACCAAGCUCAAGGCACUGGCCUCUCUGUCUGCGCGGCUCAAGGAAAAGUCUGGAAAGGACAUAUUAUCCAUAAUUCCACAAUGGGCAUUUGAAUACAAAAGGCUGUUGAUGGACUAUAAUAGGGAGGUGCGGCGAGCAACUCAUGAUACAAUGACCAAUCUUGUUACCGCUGCCGGGAGAGAUAUAGCUCCACAUCUGAAGUCUUUAAUGGGACCGUGGUGGUUUUCACAAUUUGAUUCAAUUUCAGAAGUUUCUCAAGCUGCAAAGCUAUCAUUUCAGGCAGCUUUCACAGCUCAAGAAAAGCGACUAGAUGCUUUAAUUCUAUGCACAACAGAAAUUCUUAUGUAUUUGGAAGAAAAUUUGAAGCUCACACCAAAAGAUAUGACUGAUAAAGCAGCUGCUUUGGAUGAAUUACAAGAGAUGCAUAAUCAGGUAAUAUCUUCAUCAUUGCUGGCGUUAGCCACUCUCCUUGAUGUCUUGAUUGGUAUUCAAUUAGAAAGAUCAGCCCCUGAGACUGUAACUGCUCAAUCAAAGCAUGCUUCGAAGGCGAAGGUGGCUGCUAUCUCUUCUGCUGAAAAGUUGUUUAUGGCUCACAAAUUUUUUUCAGAUUUCCUAAAAUCUCAAAGUGCUGCCAUUCGCUCAGCUACAUAUUCAGUAUUAAGGAGUUUCAUAAAGAAUGUUCCUCAUGUUUUUAAUGAAGGAAAUAUGAAAACUAUGGCUGGAAUAAUACUAGGUGCAUUUCAGGAGAAGGAUCCUGCUUGUCAUUCAUCAAUGUGGGACAUGAUUUUGCUAUUUUCUAAAAGAUUUCCCGACAGUUGGACUUCCUUGAAUGUCCAGAAAGCUAUACUAAACCGCGUUUGGCAUUUUCUUAGAAAUGGGUGCUUUGGAUCCCAUCGGGUUUCUUAUCCAGCUUUGGUUUUAUUCUUGGACUGUGUGCCACCAAAAGCAAUAGUGGGGGAGAGGUUUUUCCCUGAAUUUUUCCAGAACCUUUGGGCUGGAAGGAGUGUGUCUAAUUCCUCAACUGCAGAUAGACAAGCAUUUUUUGGUGCAUUUAAAGAGUGCUUUAUUUGGGGAUUGCAUAAUGCAUCAAGAUAUUAUGACGAAGUGGAUUCGAUAUAUCAUUUUCGAGUCACACUCAUUGACAACAUUCUGGUGAAGAUUUUGUGGCACGACUAUUUCUCUUUUAUUAGCUCAAAUAAACAGGAGAGUGUCCCCUCUGAAUUAUCUGCACGUUCUUCGGGGGACAGAGAAUUGCCUUUGAGCAAGAAGACAGAAGAAGCAUCAAGAAUUAAGUAUCCAAUAAGCUAUCUACAAGACCUGAGGAGCUGCAUAAUUGAUGUUCUUUCGGGCAUCUUUUUCCUUGAACACAGUUUGCUCUCUGCCUUUUGUACGGAAUUUCAUGAAAGUUGCCUGGGUUUAUUUCAGCAUGCCCCGAACACAGUAACAGCAGCUGAAAGUGUAGAACGGGUCACUCAAUUUAUCUGGUUACUAGGGCAGCAUGCUAUGCAGAAAGGUGAAAGUUGGCCUUUGGUUGAUCUAGUGGGACCAAUGUUGGCCAAGUAUUUCCCAGUAAUAAGAUCACUUGACUCACCGGAAAAUGUAAAACUUCUAUCUACUGCUGUUUCCGUAUUUGGACCUCGCGAGAUUGUUGGAGAACUUUUUGUUCAUAAUGAAGAGCAUUCCCAUACUCCUGAUGAUAAAGUAGAUGGAGAGUUGGUAGUAGAUGAAUUCAUGCAAAUAUUCAAAACAAAUUUUGUUCCCUGGUGUUUGCGCAGUUGUGAUCAGUCUACAACUGCCCGCCUUGAUCUCUUGCUCACAUUGCUUGACAAUGAAUGUUUCUCUGACCAGUGGCAUGCUGUUAUUACUUAUGCUAUUAACCUAGAAGGUUCUGGGACUGCGCCUCAGUCCCUAGAACCAGACCAAAUAACCAUGUUGGCAUUACUUUUAGAGAAAGCAAGAAAUGAACUUACAAAAAGGAAGGCAGGUGAAGAUUCAACGCACCGGCCAGGUGCAGACCCAGCGCAAUGGCACUGUGAUCUUCUAGAAUCAACUGCACUUGCUCUAGUGCGUUCCCCUCUUUCCGCUGGGAAUUCAAAUUCUCAGUUUCUGUGUGCUGUUCUUGGUGGUUCGACAAAAGGUGAUGAAACAUCCUUUGUGUCCAGGAAUGCAUCAAUUCUGAUUUUUGAGGAAAUUUUGAAGAAAUUACUUUUGUUUAUUCUGGAAUCCUCAUCUAAUUGGGUUAGACAUGCAUGUUCUAUGUUAACUGCUGGGGCAGUCAACUCUCUCUUAGAAUCAAAGAGUUCUGUUGACAUGGCUGAGGAGGCUGAAUUUGCCCUGCAAGUACUUGAUGGUAGCGUUUUUUGCUUGAAAGCACUCUGUGAAGAAAGUGACUUAGUUCCAAGUAUUUUGGCCGCUGUUUUGGUCCUUGAUUGGGAGUAUAGGAUGGGACGGUCUAGUGACGAUCCUUUUGAUGAUGAAACAACAAGAGCAUCUAAGGCCAGACUAGAUUUUGGUGAAUCUGUUCAUGUCUUUUGCUGCAAGCGAAGUAAUCAAUUCCAGAAAUGCCUAAACAUACAGAAUCUGAAGAGGUUACAAAGUAUCUUGGUUCAAUGCAUUAGAUCUGCUCUCUUCACUGAAGACAAACUUAAUACGGAGAAUAUUACUUCCUCAUGCUGCAUGUGGGUGCUUGAAGUUUUGGAUUAUUUCUGUCAAGAUCAAUCUGAAGAGCAAGAUCUGUUAAGCCAACUUCUUUACAAGAGUGACAUGUGGCCUUUGUGGAUUGUUCCAGAUUUUAGCAUUGCAGAGCGAUUAGGUCUCAAAAACGCACCUGUUACUGGUCAUGAUUCUGGCCAUUGCAAGUUUGUUUCCUUCCUUGACAAGCUUAUAUUAAAACUAGGGAUUGAUAGGGUUUUUACUAGUCAUGUUAAGCAUACAUCUCUCUCAGAAGAAACAACAGAUGAAGAGGUAACUACACGAGCCUGGCUUGCUGCUGAAAUAUUGUGCACCUGGAAGUGGCCAGGAGGCAAUGCUGUAGCUUCUUUCUUACCUUUAUUGAGUGCAUAUGCCAAGAGUAGCAGUUGUCCUUCCAAGGAGAGUUUGUUGGAUUCCAUCUUCAACAUUUUGCUUGAUGGUGCUCUUGUGCAUGGUGGAUGUCGUGGGCAGAGUUUUGUCAGUCCAUGGGCUGCGUCAAUUACUGAAACGGAUAUUGAAGAACCAUUUCUGAGAGCUCUCAUAUCUCUCCUUUCGACUUUGUUUAUGGAAAAAAUAUGGGAAAGAAGCAAAGCUGGGACGGUUUUUGAAUUGCUUGUAAGUAAGCUUUGUAUUGGUGAAGCUGUAAAUAUGAACUGUUUGAGGAUUCUUCCUCGGCUUGUUACCAUUCUUGUUCAGCCACUAUUUGAAAACGAAUCUGUUGAAACUGGUAGAGAUGCUGAACAUGAUAUAGAAGAUACCAUUACUGGGUGGCUGAAAAGAACUCUAUCGUUUCCACCUUUGGUCACGUCAGAAACAGGACAAGAUGUGGAAGAGUGGUUUCAGUUGGUUAUAUCUUGUUAUCCUUUCAAUGCCAUCAGAGGCAUACAAGCACUGAAUCUGGGGAGAAUUGUUGGCCCUGUGGAGAAGACACUUCUACUUGAGUUGUUCCGCAAACAAAGAUGUGGUGUAGGCACAUCUACUGUUACUAAUCAUCCACCAGCUGUCCAGCUACUGCUAUCAAAGCUCAUAGCUGUUUCAGUUGGUUAUUGUUGGAAGGAAUUUGACGAGGAAGACUGGGAAUAUGUAUUUUCUCAGUUAAGGCGUUGGAUUCAAUCAGUGGUUGUUAUAAUGGAGGAAAUUACUGAGAAUGUGGAUGAUACUGUCAAUAAGAAUGUUACUUCAGAUAACAUGGAUUAUAACCUUGAAAAGAUUGAGCAAAUUGUUUUAUUUUCAGACCCUUUUCCUUUUGACAUUGCUAAGAAUGCCCUUCUGUCAUUUUCUAUUUGUUGUGGACCUUUUGGGAUUAAACAAUUAGCAGAUGCAGAAAACAUAAACCCUUUUGGAACAGAGAGAUGGGAACCCAUCAAAGACCGAAUACUUGAAGGUAUUCUACGAUUGUUCUUCUGCACAGGCAUUGCUGAGGCUAUUGCAACUUCCUUUUGUCAUGAGGCUGCAUCUAUCAUAUCUUCAUCUCGAUUUGAGCAUCUUUAUUUCUGGGAAUUAGUUGCCUCAAAUGUUGUUAACUCCUCAACGAAUGCUAGAGAUAGAGCAGUGAAGUCGGUAGAAUUUUGGGGAUUAAGCAAAGGGCCCAUUAGCUCUUUGUAUGCUAUUCUUUUUUCUUCCAAACCAGUUUCUUCAUUGCAGUUUGCUGCUUAUGUUAUUCUUUCAACUGAACCUAUUUCAAGUGGGGCUAUUGUUGAGGAGGAUACUCUCUUGGAUGGUAACAAUAAUGUUGAAGAGGAUUCACGCCCUGUUGAUUUGUCAACAGAAACAAGUGUCCAGUUAAGAGAAGAAAUAUGUUUCAUUAUUGAAAAGUUACCUUUUGAGGUCCUUGAAAUGGAUUUGAUGGCACAACAACGGGUAAAUGUCUUCCUUGCAUGGUCUUUGUUGCUUUCGUAUUUGGGGUCAUUGCCAUCAUCAUCACGUGCAAGGGAGAGACUUGUUCAGUAUAUACAAGAUUCUGUUAGUCCAGUUACAUUAGACUGCCUUUUCCAGCAUAUUCCUGUAGAACUUUGCAUGGCACAGAAUCUUAAGAAGAAAGAUUUAGAGCUUCCUGCAGGGGUUUCAGAGGCUGCAACUGCAGCAACCCAUGCCAUCACAACUGGUUCGGUGUUACAUUCUAUAGAAACUUUUUGGCCUGUUGAACCAGUGAAAUUGGCUUCACUUGCGGGAGCAUUAUUUGGCUUAAUGCUCCGUGUUCUUCCUGCUUAUGUCAGAGAAUGGUUCAAUAGUUUGCGUGACCGUUCUACAUCAUCUUUAAUUGAAUCUUUCACUAGGGCAUGGUGCAGCCCUUAUCUUAUUGCAAAUGAGUUGUCGCAGAUCAAGAAGAAUAAAUUCGCUGAUGAGAAUUUUUCAGUAAGUGUAAGCAAAUCGGCAAAUGAGGCUGUUGCCACCUAUACAAAGGAUGAAACAGGGAUGGAUCUUGUGAUUCGUCUUCCUGCAUCUUACCCAUUACGACCUGUAGACGUUGAUUGUACAAGGAACCUAGGGAUUAGUGAUGUGAAGCAGAGGAAAUGGUUGAUGUCUAUGAUGUCUUUUGUACGCAAUCAGAAUGGAGCUUUAGCAGAAGCUAUUGGAAUAUGGAAGCGCAAUUUUGACAAGGAGUUUGAAGGGGUUGAGGAGUGCCCUAUAUGUUAUAGUGUCAUCCAUACUGCAAACAACAGCCUUCCCCGCCUCGCUUGCAAGACCUGCAAGCACAAGUUCCAUUCUGCUUGCCUUUACAAGUGGUUCUCAACUUCUCAUAAAUCAACUUGCCCAUUGUGCCAGUCUCCCUUCUGAUUUGGAUUGAUCUAUCAGAUGUGGAUUUUCCCUUGCAAUCCCAGUUGCACCACUAUGCAAGGCGGGUCCAUGUCAUUGAAGUUUAAGAAUAAAGAGUAAACAUGCAGUGAAAAAGCUGCUUGAAUUAUUGUGUGGUGUUCGUUAACUUGGUUGAAGAGAAAAAAAGCACGGUGGUGAGAGAAAACCAGGAUGAGGUUUAUCCCGACUUUAGUAUCUCCAUGGACAAAAUACUCCGGUUUUUUUGCCUCCCCAUGGAAGAGGAAAAACUCGUUAUUGAUUUUCACGUGAGUUCUCACUACCAUUGUACUAAUACUCGUGAUAAACGUAGCAAAAUUUUGUUCUGCUCAUUGCUGUAUCGGUCACCGGAUCACAAUCCGUACUAAGAUGACUGGAAUCAUCAGUAUAGAAUUUGGAUCCUCAUCUUUUUUGUAAGUGCAUAGUUUUUUGGUUUGGAAAUUCUGCUGCAUAUGAAUCCUACUUUUCACUUUUGGCUCAUUUUCGAUUAACCAGCAAUCUCGAGCGGGCUAAAAGUUUUAGCAAUUUUGGAUAUGAAUUACCCCCUUUCAGUUGGAUUAAAACCAUAAAUAAGCACCGAGAGUUCUUUCUUCAUACUCGGCAACCUGUUUUCGUUGGAUGUUUCCCUCUUCAAUCAUCAGAAUUUGACACCGGCUAGUUUUACAUUUGACAAACAGUCUUCGUGACCACAGCGCUUCUUUGUUUCUCUUUUUUUUUUUUUUUUCUUUCCAUAUUUCAAUUUAUUGUGACAAUGAUUACAUGUAUAGACAACGACCGCAAUACAUGAAUUUUGGAUA